Messenger RNA from Phascolarctos cinereus (koala), 6126 nucleotides. RefSeq lists its product as uncharacterized. The record is from RefSeq and is a predicted model, not a curated record. NCBI's taxonomy places the organism in Eukaryota, Metazoa, Chordata, Mammalia, Diprotodontia, Phascolarctidae. Gene Ontology annotation, cellular component: nucleus. Gene Ontology annotation, molecular function: DNA-binding transcription factor activity, RNA polymerase II-specific; RNA polymerase II transcription regulatory region sequence-specific DNA binding. Gene Ontology annotation, biological process: regulation of transcription by RNA polymerase II.
CUCGCGGUGUUUGGCUCGCAGACGCCCUGGUCUUGCUCUUUGCCGCGGCCGGAGCUCGCUCGCUGUAUCCGGGCCUGAGGAGGGGCCUUGGCCCCCGGGGAGGGGAGGAGGGAAUAAACAAAUUCUCCAGAAAGACAGGUCUCUUAACAAAAGAGGAAGCUGGAAUUUUGAGGUGUUUGGGAAGUUCUGUGCCAGGUCUCUGUGAGGAGUAAAACCCUGGCUCCAGAAGUGCCCCAAAGGCCGUUGGGGUUUGUUCCCUGUGACUUCCCAGCCCGGCCUCAGGAUUCCCAGCCUUCCUCCCUCGCUCACAAAGUACAGAGAUUUGGAGACUAAACCGGAAACCAAGGAGUCCAUUUCAAAUUUGGCGUUUCUCUGGAAGAACCAUCCUGGGAAAGAGUGAGACUUCCCUGUGUCUCCAAAUUGGAAGUCAACCAAAGGAAACCUAUUUGAAGAUAAGAAAUAAAGUAGAAUCUUCGGUGUAGGGCCAGUCCUUUGUCUAUAGCACAAAGUGUCUUUUAGAGACAGUCUCUACAAAUGUGAUACACAGAAAGAACUCUAGACUAUUUAGACAGUUAAAAAAAAUACAGCAGAACAAGCUCAAAAAUGAUAUUUUCUAAGUAUAACGACUGUGGGAAAUCCUUCAGUUAUAAUUCAGACCUUAUUGACUAUCAUAGUCUAAAUACUGAGAAGAAACCUUUUGAAUGUGGGAAAGCCUUCCAAUGGAGAACUCAGCUUACUCAACAUCAGAAAAUUCAUACUAAAGAGAAACAUUACGAAUGUGAUGAAUGUGGAAAGGCCUUCUACAAGAGGACACAGCUUACUCAACAUUGGAGAAUUCAUACUGGAGAGAAACCUUAUGAAUGCACUGAAUGUGGGAAGACUUUUCGACAGAGCGCCCAUCUUACUCGCCAUCAAAGAAUUCAUACUGGAGAGAAACCUUAUGAAUGUAGUGAAUGUGGAAGGGCCUUCAAUCACAGCUCAUCCCUUGCUUCCCAUCAGAGAAUUCAUACUGGGGAGAAACCUUAUGAGUGUAACGAAUGUGGAAGGGCCUUCAACCACAGUGCAUCUCUUGCUGCCCAUCAGAGAAUACAUACUGGAGAGAAACCUUAUGAAUGUAAUGAAUGUGGCAAGGCCUUCCGCCAGAGCACAGAACUCACUCGACAUCAGAAAGUUCAUACGGGAGAGAUAUAUGUGUGUAAUGAAUGUGGAAAGGCUUUCCACCAGAACUCACAGCUUAUUUGCCACCAGAGGAUUCAUACUGGAGAGAAACCUUAUGAAUGUCAUGAAUGUGGGAAAACUUUCAACUACAACUCAUCCCUUGCUGCUCAUCAGAGAAUUCACACAGGAGAGAAACCUCAUGCAUGUCGUGAAUGUGGAAAGGCCUUUUGCAAGAGGACGCAUCUUAUUCAACAUGAGAGAAUUCAUACUGGAGAGAAACCUUACGAAUGUCAUGAAUGUGGGAUGUGUUUCCGUCAGAGUGCCCAGCUUAGUCGCCAUCAGAAAAUUCAUACUGGAGAGAAACCUUUUGAAUGUAGUGAAUGUGGGAGGUGCUUCCGCUUGAGUGCUGGUCUAACCAGACAUCAGAGGCUGCAUAAUUGAGAGAAACUUUGAGGGAGGCUUGCUCCAGAGCAAACACCUUAUUCAACACCAAUUCUUAGUAAAGAGAAAAACCUGGUGAAUGGAGUGGGGUUUUUACUCCUUUAAAAAUUAUUGAUACAUCUUUUCACAGUAGAUCUGUCCUGAUAAUCAAUACCUAAAUACCUUUACAACAUACAUUCUCAAAAAUUUUUCAUUCGUUAACAGGAGAGAUUUGUGCUUAUAUUUUAUAUAUUGUUUUACUAACAUUGACUAUUGUAUUUGACAAGGGUUUUUGUUUUCCUCUGAGUGCUGAUUUUAUUUACAUCAUUGAGGCAUUUAUGUCUGUUGAUGCUUUGACUUGGCUUUCCUUGCUCUGCCACUCUUCAAGCACAUCUUCCCAAGUUUCUUCCAGUUAAUCUUUGUCAUCCCUUGUAGCCCAGUAAUAUUCUGCAAUAUUUUUAUAUUAGUUUAUUCAGUCAUUCCCUGAUCACUAGGGAUAUGUUUUGUUUCCAACUUUUGUUACCACAUGUGAUGUAGCUCAGAACAUGUCUAUUCAGAUUGGUUCCGUCAGCGUCUUCCUUGAGGAUAGCUCCAGUAGUGGAAUCUGUGGGUUAAAGAAGUAUUAGCAGUUUGGUAAGUUUUCUUACUAACUCCUCAUUAUUUUCUGGAGGGGUCGAGCUCAUUGACAAUUCCACGAAAUGUGCUUGUCGUCUUGUAACCUCUCCAACACUAAGUUCGUUGCCCCAUCUUUUCUAAUUUGAUACAUGAAAGGCAGUUUUUUUAAGUAGUUUUCGUUUCAGUUUGUCUGAUUACAAGAGUCUCUUGAACAUUUUUUCAAAUACUUGAGCAUUUGUAUUUCUUUUGAAAGUUUUCAUAUGCCCUGACCACUUGUCUUUUGGGAACAAGUGUUAACCUACGAACAUAUGGCAGUUGCCUUUUGGUUUUAAAUGUUAGACUGUUCUUAGAGAUAUUUAAUGCAAAGACUUUUCACCCAUAAUCUUUUCUUUUGAGUCUAGCUACAUUUUUAUUUAUGCAAAAACUUUUAAAUUUUAUAUAAUCAUAAUUGUGUUUUUUCUUUUGUGACCUAUCCUGUGAGUGAUUAAUAAUUUCCCUCUUUCCGUAGUUGUAAAAUAAGUAGGCUUCAAUUCUCCUUUAGUUUAGGUUAGGGUUUGUUUUUUUUUAAUGAUGUGACUUUUUUAUGUUUGGGUCAUGUCCAUUGGGAAUUUUUUGUGAAAUUUGACAUAACAUGCCCAUCUAAACUUUGUUUUAAACCAUACUACUUUGUGUUUUUCCCUGUAUCUCUUCACAUAGUUCCUUUCCCAGUAGUUUAUGUACUUUUUAGUUUACCAAAUUCUACUAUGUACAUUUAUUCCUAAGUCCGACUUAUCUACUCUGUCUCAUUAUCUGCUUUUCUAUGUUUUGUGCAGUACCAGAUUGUUUUAAGAAUUACUGCUUUGAUAUGGACAUGGAUUCUUUGUAUAUUUACUUUAUAUACUUUGAGAUUUGGUAUUACCACUCUUCCUUUAAUCCUAUUUUUUUUCAUUUGUGUUCCUUUUCACAAUGAUUACAUUUAUAAAAUUUCUUUCUCCACUAUGAAUAGAUAUUGAUAUUAUGGUUUUCAUAGAGAAGCUUAGAGGCUGGAUGAAAAAAAAUAUUAAUAAUCAAAAGAACCAAUAACUUCAAUAAAGUAGCUGGAUACAAAAGAAAUUCAUUGAACUCAUCAGCUUUUUCAUAUGUUAAUAAAAGUUAGGAGAAGAGAUUGGAAGAGGAAUUCUAUUUAAGAUCAAAUAAGUAGGGAUUGACCUAUAAAGACACACACAGGACUUAUAAAAAUUGAACUACAAGACUGUUUACAGAAAUAAAAGAUCUCAUGAUUGCAGAGAAAUUCAAUGUUCUUGGAUAGACUGUGCCGCUAUAAUAGUAGUGAAGUAAUAGCCAAAUUUCAAAGUUGGUGACAUACCAUGCUACUUAAGGGAUACUUUUACAGUUAGACAAAAUUCAUUUGUAAGACAAAAAGUCAAGAAUACCAAGGAAUAUCUGGAAAAUAAUAAAAAGUAGUGUUGGGGGUAAUGAUGCCAUUUAGGAAAAUUCAUUGGCACCUGCACUGAAAUUGAACUCUGGAAAUUGACAGACGUCUUUGGUGACAUUUCUAUCUAGAAGAACCUUCCUGUACCGUAGACUGAAAGGUGAAUUAUGAUGAACUUCAUGAUUUGUUUCCUAGAAACAUGAAUGCAGAUUGGAUGAUACCUGGACCUUUGGAGAACUUACACAACAUGGGUUUCUGAACGAGAAUGAGUGAGUGGUUGGAGGAUCUUGCUCGUUGAUUUAAUGAUUUUGAUCUAUUUCCUUCUCCUCUAUAUUGGUUCAUCCUGUGUUAUACUCCUGUUUCACUGUAGCUCUUGUUAUGUCCUAUUGAUUUUUUUUGGCUUAAUGGUUAUAUCUUAGAGUGUGAGAUUAGAAUUCAGAGGACUUGACCUGGAAUUCUAAAUCUAUAAUUCCCGGUAAGACCUUGGGAAGUCACAGAACCAGUCUGUGCCUCAUUUUGUUCAUUUGUAUAAUGAAGAGUUUGGGUUACAUAACCUAGAAGUUUCUUUCUAACUGUAAGUCUAUGACCCUGUGAAAGAGAUAUGGGGCUGGAAACAGAAGAGGAGAAAAGUGGUGAAAACUUUAGAUAUAUUAAAAAGUUGAGUAAGGACAAAGGUGCAUCAUCUACUAAUUAAUCACAUGCUCUUCUCUAGCUUUGGACCGACUAGGUGCUAGCUAAUGUUGAUCUAGAGAUAUAUUUCACCAAGUUCAUAUAGUUAGUUUGCUGUUUAUGAAAAUGAUUGAAACAUCAACCCCACUGUGUAGAGUAGAAUGCAUUGGGCCAGGUUACAUCUUAUGAUUUGCUUAUGCCCCUAUUUCACAUUGGAAUGAGGCAUUCUGUCCCACCUACUAUGAGGUUAGCAAUAGUCUCUCUAACAAGAGAGAGCCAGGUUGGUGCUAGAAAUUACUAAUGUGACAAACCCCCCACUCAAAAUGGGUUCUAGCAGCAGGCUGCUUAUAGCAGUACAUAGAGAAGACAUUUCGAAGCUCCAGUGUUGUUCUGAGUAGCACAUCUGAAUACUCGCUGUCAUCUGGGGGCUUCAUGGUAGCAGUGAGAAGAGUUGCAGAAGUGGCCGAAGGAUGAUGGUGGUUGGAUUUUUCUUGGUAGAACUAAUUGUUUUCCCUCACUUGAAAGGGGCAUUUCCUCACCCACCCAAAAUGUAGGUAACCACAAAUCUCUAAUACCCUUUGCCUAGUAUUAAGAUAAAUGGAAUGGCAUGACAAUUCAGGAUCUCAAGUUUACCAGAGCAAAGCAAAAUUAAAAGAAUUUAGGCUCAGAAAAAUCAUAAAAGAUUAGUCUGUAAUUCAGUGGCAUCGUGAGAGUGCCACCUUCUUGUCAGAGGAAAUGUUUUGGUUCUUAAAAAAACAGGCUCCCAACUGCUAUGUGAUAUUUAUGCACUUCUCUAACUUGUGUCAAGGAACAAAUGGUUGCAGUGUCCCAACUGAAUAUGAAAGGGAGGGAUGCUAGAAAAGAGAAUACAGAUACUUAAGGUGCUGCAAGGUAGUAGAAAGUAAAGAAGAGGAUGGAGCUGAUCUCUAAAAUCAACUCAGACAUAGCUACCAAUCCCAAAUUUCUGUGAUGUUCUUUUUUCUUCCUGUGGCUCUUGGUUACAUGGUGUGUGUUCAUAGCUCUUUGGGCCAGUAACAUUUCUCCUAGCAGCACCUUCCUGAUCCUUCUGAAAAUGAAGUUUUCUUAUUCCCCUGCCACAGAGCCUACUUCUAAGGGGUGUCAGGAUUGGCUGCCAGAGGCCUUUAGAUGACUGGGGUAGCAGCACCCAGGAUGUUCCUCUGGGAGCUGAUAGGGCUUGCCAGUUGCUGUAAUUUCUCCUGUCUUUAUGUUUUGUUUAAAUGGCAGUGGCAGCCUUAGUGCUAUGAAUAGCAGGUAUGCCCCUAAUGAUCUAUUACAGCUGUAAGACAUGUAAGAGGAAUGCCCAGGAGUGACCCAUGGAGGACAACAGUCAUUGGCCAAUCCCAGUACUGACUGUUUACCUUCUGUGUAGUAGACACAGAUUGCAUGUCUCAUGGUCCCCUUCAGUGCCUGUUUCCCAGGAAUCUCUUAGGUCAUUGCUUUACCACCAGACAGGGAAAGAAAGCAUGAGCCACUUGGCCCGAUCUGUGUGUUUCUGCAGCUGUUCUGUGCAAGACCAGCCACAGAGCUCAGAAUCCAGGUUCCCUGUACUCUUGGACCCUGUGGAAACUAGAUUCAGAACAAACAAACUCACCUUUGCCAAUAUUGUCUGCCCAUCCCAUCCAUCUCAUUAGUGAGUGUGGACGCAGAGGGGUCCUGAGUCUGUGUGCUUGGAGGUUCGUCGGGCUGCUGGGCCACACUUCUGCUUGUCAUUAUCAGUGGGGCCAGCCAGGCUUCGGGUGUUGCUCGGUACCUGCAGGGAGCUGCAUUCACUGUUGCUGGAACUGCCGGUUGAUACCUAGUGCUGCCUGCAAUAAACCAUAGUCAUGCAGUAA